UAAAACCGUUCUCCCCCUCUAUUUCUCUCACUGCACGGCUAUGGCGGUUUCUCUCUCUUCCCUCCGAAUCCCCCCCAAGCCUCCUUUCUCUCUCUAGAAACCAUAAACCUCCUUCACUUUUCAUUUCGUUUUUUUAGGGACUUAAAAACUUUUUUUUUCCGUAUCGAUAUAUACAUAUACGUAGAUAUUUGCGGAUGUGGUUUUUCUGUGUGAAAUCCCCAAAUUGACCUCCUCAACAACCGCCGCCGAUGGCGAUCGUCACCGGAGAUCGGUACCUGGAGAAGCUGGUGAGGUUCGUGGAGGAGAACGCCGGCCCUCUGAUCGAUGGAACCCUAGUUCUGAAGCUCAAUCCGGUGGGGCUACAUUACGUGCAGUCGCGGCUCGAGGCGCUCAGCGAGCUCGAGAGCCUCCUCGCGGGAGCUCCAAUUGAUUACCUCCGCGCCUACGUCUCCGACCUCGGCGACCACCGCGCGCUCGAGCAGCUCCGCCGGAUUCUCCGCUUACUCACGUCCCUCAAGGUCGUUUCGGUAUUGGCGCCGCCGGCGAGGGACCCCACGCCUCUCUCGCUGUUGCCGUUUGGGAGGUUGAGACUUUUGGAGCUCAGAGGUUGCGAUUUGUCCACCUCCGCCGCCAAGGGAUUGCUCGAGUUGAGGCACACGUUGGAGAGGAUCGUCUGCCACAAUUCUACUGAUGCUUUACGGCAUGUCUUUGCAAGUAGGAUUGCUGAAAUAAAGGACUCUCCACAGUGGAAUCGGCUUUCGUUUGUUUCAUGCGCGUGCAAUGGCAUGUUGCUCAUGGAUGAGUCUUUGCAACUUCUACCUGCUGUUGAAACUCUUGACCUUAGCCGUAACAAGUUUACGAAGGUUGAUAAUCUCCGCAAGUGUGCCAAACUGAAACACCUUGAUCUUGGCUUCAACCACCUUAGAACAGUUACAUCAUUUAGCGAGGUUUCCUGUCAUAUUGCUAAACUUGUUUUGAGGAACAAUGCUCUAACUACAUUGCAUGGGAUUGAGAAUUUGAAGUCACUUGAAGACCUUGAUGUUUCCUACAACAUUAUUUCCAAUUUUUCAGAGUUAGAAUUCCUUGUGGGACUUCCAUCUCUACAAAGCUUGUGGUUGGAGGGAAAUCCUUUAUGCUGUGCCCGAUGGUAUCGACCACAAGCAUUCAGCUACAUAAAUCAUUUAGAGAAUUUCAAGCUGGAUGAUAAGGAAAUUAGCACCAGAGAAUUUUGGAAGAGGCAGCUUAUAAUUUCCAGCAGGCAGAAGCGACCUGCCAGCUUUGGGUUUUAUUCUCCUGCUAUAUGUGAUGACACAGGAGAGGGGUCUAACAACAGAAGACGGAAGAAGGUAACUCGUCUUGCUUCAAUUGAGGGUGAAGGAGAAAACACCUAUCUAUGUUCGGAUCAGGAUUCUGUAUCAAUUGAUAAUGAGGUUCAAAGCAGGGAGGAAAUUGUCAUGUCUGAUGAUGAUGCUGAAAUAGUUGAUUUAAUGAAUAAAGUUGAGCUAAUGAAGAAGGAACGUUCUGUUCUUUGGUUACGGGAAUUUAAGGAAUGGAUGGAUCAUGCUCACGAGAAUGUCAUGGACCACAACAAAUAUAUCGGAACUACGUUGUAUCCGGGGAGAGAGAAUUUAUCAAAGACCUGGGUAAGUGAGAGGAAUGUCAGCGAAAGCUUGCGAUAUGUCUCGGACUCUGUCCAAGCUUCAGGAGAUGAGAGUAGCACAAAUGUUAUGGAAUCUGAUAGUUCCUUGCAUUCACAUCAAUACAUUGACCAAAUUGGUUUGAUGGGAGUUACUGGUGGAGCUAACCCAAGUGGCUCGGGGAGAACAGAUCUUAAGGAGGAACAUGUAAAAUCCUCUCCUUAUGAAAGGAGUAGCAGUUUGCCUGCUCAGACUAAAAGCUUACUGGCCGAUACGUUUGCCAAUCAAUUAAGUUUUAGGAGCAUAUCCCCAUUGAUUGCCAUUGAUAGUAUUUCAGAAUCACAUUCCUCUGCUCAGCCUGGAUCACCACCUCAUUAUCGAGAGGAUAUUCUUCAUCGCCGUCAAUACUUAGAGGAAGAAAUUCUGCAAUUAUCAGCAGAGUCAUAUUCGGUGGCAUCAUCUGAUAGCAAUACUAGCUGCAGUGAUGAUGAUAUCUGUGCCUUUGGGCCAAUGUCAGAUAUUGAUCAGUUACUAAAUGAAAAAUGUUCCAAUGCAAUUGUUGAGAGGCAUCCUGGUUUAAAACCUUUUGAAGACGAGUAUUAUGAGAGGAGACAUCGGAUUUCUCCUGUAAGAGAAAAUGGGCAAUGUUCGGCUGAUCCCUCUUCCAACAAAACCUCUGAUAUGCAGAAUAGUAUAGAUUCCGACAGGCAGACAUGUGGCAAUGAUGGUCCUGAGGCUCAUGAUUGUAAGAUUACACAUGUCCUCAAUGAGGAGGAUGAUUUGCCAAACAAGAGAAAAGGAAAGAGAAAAACAAAAAGAAGAGUUGUUUCAUUAGUGGAGGAGAAAAAUGCUGUUGGAAAGAUAGUAACACCCCAAAAAUCAAAUGGAGACUUUGACCUUCAUGGAACAGAAGCGGAAAUAGAGCAACAUAGUCGAUCUUUUGACAGAAGUGAUCUUCAAGAAGUUGAUGAAAAGAAACAAAUUAUACCAAGUAUUGUUAUAACCCAACGAAAUGAAGAUGCUCAUAGGUCUCCCUCGGUUAACUGGUCAUGUAGAGAGAUUGAUGAUUUUAUUGAGGAUCAUUUCAAUUCAAACGUUGCAGAUUCAAGAAAUCAUGAAAUUUGUGUGCAGUAUAUGCGUUGCCACUGUAUACUUGAGAUGGAUUCCAUGUCCACUGAAAGAGAUGUAGCUCUAGUACUGAGCAGUGAAAAGAAGUUGUAUGUGUUACUUAUUGGUGCCACAGAUGAUGGAUCAGAAACCAUCUCGAGUUUCCUGGCUUGCCAUAGGAUUGAAGACGUCAGGGAAGUUUUAGUUGGCAUGGGACUUCAGGUUGUGAGGUUGUCAAUUGAGCGUUCAGCCUACCUGUUUAUAACACGAAGUAUCGGAAAAUCAAGACAGUUACUUUGCAUCUUAGAAGUUCUUUACUCAUACAAAGCAGAUGAUAUUUCUUUAAGAAGUUUGGAGCAGGUUCAGGUUGACUUGUUUGAGAAACAAAUACUUGGUGGUUCAAAAGUAAGCAUAUUCCAGUAUGCUUUGGUACUGUUUUGGCAUAACAACCAUGAAGAGGAUUCAUGGCUUCCAAGAUCAUUGUUUGUUGUUGGAGUGCAUCUUCUUGUGUGUGUUGAAGACCUAGUGAAGUUUAGCUCCCUUUUGGUUGAUACAUCUUCGUCCCUGUACUUCUCGUUCGAUUCAUGUUGUUCAAUCACUGACAUAUCUGAGAUGGUUGUUGAGACCAAGAAGAGUCAGUGUGUGACUUUAGCUUUUUCAUGUGCAACACCAGUUUGUCAUUCCUCUGCCAAAUCUGGCAAGGAGGGUGAAGGGAUGGAUAAGGAAAAGAAAACUUUAGGCUCUCCUACAUGGAAGCUCAAGUGGUUCUCUGAAGACUGUCUGUUCAAGUUUGUAGCAUUGUUGAAGGCAAUCCACGCAGGGACGGGCAUGUCACCUUUGUCUGUAAGAUGCAUCUAAUGAAGCUGUUCAUUUCCUAAACCCCGUUAACAUCUCCUUUUUGUUAGUUUUAAAUUCAUUUUAUUCGUUGAUUUGUUGUCGUUUUUCACCCGCUUCUAUAUUUUUAUUCCUUUCUGUCCUCUGAUCAUAGUUUUCUUUAUGGUAUUCUUUGAUUUGUAUUCUUUGGCAGCAGUGUGUCUGUUAUGUACAGAUUUUGUAUAGUUUGUAACGGCGAAGCAAAUUCACGUUGAUCAUAAUAGUCUUUUUCCGCAGUUUGCCCCA
Molecule: messenger RNA, 3863 nt
Organism: Morus notabilis
Lineage: Eukaryota; Viridiplantae; Streptophyta; Magnoliopsida; Rosales; Moraceae
Exons: 11
Coding region: 249-3602 (1117 amino acids)
Cellular component (GO): cytoplasm
Molecular function (GO): protein binding
Source: RefSeq, a predicted model, not a curated record